UUUUUAGAGAUUUUUUAUUCUGAUACACCGAUUAGUCUAAACAUCUGCCUAGUUCUAGGAACGAGUUUUGUAAACAUUUUUAUUUCUGAAUAGACAAUAGGGCGACACGCCGUGGGAUUGAAAAACGAUAGUAAGAAUCUAGGCACAGUUAUAUCUAGACUUCUUGUAAAAUAUGAAGUUAAUUAUUUACUAUUUAUUUUAUGUAAUGUUUACACAGUGUUAUUGUAAGAAUAAUCCAAAACGUACAACAACCCCGGAUCCUGAUCUAUUAGAAGUGGUUAACGAAUAUUGGUGUUGGCGUGGCCAGUACUGCCAUCACGGAGGGCCUCACGUGUGUGGCAGGGAGAAACGCACCGACCAGAGGAAAAUGUUCCAGUGUGAAUGCACCGUGUAUAAAUACAACUGUAGUUAUAAGCGAGAUUUUACCAUAACCGAUGAGAAAUAUUGCAAGGGACGUAAAAGAAAGCAUUAAGUCAAAUUAGCGUGACCAUUGCAGUUAGCAAUCGUCAAUAAAUAAUUAAAUUAUGAAGAAAAAUCAUUGUGUGGUUUUCGUUUUAGUUCUGUCCCUGUGUGGUUCGGAAAGUAAGAAGAAGGUCAAAGAUGUAAACGAGUUAUUUUCUGCCUACUUCUGUUAUAAACUAAGGAUGUGCCGUGGUGGAGGAGAAAAAGUGUGUGGCUUCGACGCCAAAGCUGCGAUGCUGGCCGUUUUCGAGGACCUGUGUACGCUAUAUACGGCAAAUUGCAAGAAAUUCGGAGUGUUUCAAGAAGUGGACAUGGUCGUGUGUGAGAUGCAGAAGUCCUAUGAAGCUCAGUAUGCUAAUGAUACUUUUGAGUUUGUACAUUACAACGAUAAACUUCUACUAAGGGAUUUGACGGCUUAAUUAAAGCAUAUAUAUGAAUUACUUAAUUUAUAAUAUGAGAAUGUA
Molecule: messenger RNA, 926 nt
Organism: Manduca sexta (tobacco hornworm)
Lineage: Eukaryota; Metazoa; Arthropoda; Insecta; Lepidoptera; Sphingidae
Exons: 6
Coding region: 525-881 (118 amino acids)
Source: RefSeq, a predicted model, not a curated record